Eimeria maxima is the source of this 291-nucleotide messenger RNA. RefSeq lists its product as hypothetical. Bases 1 to 291 code for a protein of 96 amino acids. Lineage: Eukaryota; Apicomplexa; Conoidasida; Eucoccidiorida; Eimeriidae. The transcript has a single exon. The record is from RefSeq and is a predicted model, not a curated record.
AUGGCUGACCUCAAUUCAAGCUAUCCGGCCUCGGGGUCCGGAGAGCGUCACGAAACUAUGCAUCAGCAACCGCUGUCUAACCAACGCAGCGAGCAGCCUCAACAGCAGCCGUCAGCUGCCAAUUCAGCCGCGCAAGUGGGCGCAGAAGAGACUGGAAAUCAAGCAGCUCUCGAUGACCUAAGGAAACAUGGCACUCAGAUGACCCCGAAGGAGAGAAAACAAGCAGAGGAGUACUUACGGGCGAAAUACGGAGCUGGCAGCCCUCACCAUUCGGCUGACGAGGAGCGGUAA